AUGGCCUGCGAACGACCGGUGGAGAUCGUAUUUGAAGCCGGAAACGGUUUGGAGCUCAGGGAACAGACUGCCCGGAAUGCCGUACCGGAUCUUAUUAUCAUGGACAUUAACAUGCCGGGUAUGAAUGGCUUUGAAAGUGUGCUCUGGCUCAAAGAAACAUUCCCUGAAAUCCCGGUGCUGGUACUUACGAUGAUGGAUAAAGAAGAGUCGAUCAUCAAAAUGCUCAAGCUGGGAGUUAAAGGAUAUUUGAGUAAAGACGUAGAGCCCAAAGAGCUGGGAGAGGCCAUCAGCGCCGUGUCUAACAACGGCUACUAUUACACCGAUUUUAUUACCGGCAAGCUGAUCAGCUCAUUGCUACACUAUGAUGAGCAUGGAAGAAAUAUAGCGCCGUUAAGCGAGCGGGAAACUGAGUUUCUUCGCUUUGCCUGUAGUGAGCAUACCUAUUAUGAGAUCGCAGCCAUGAUGCACCUCAGUCCUAAAACAAUAGAUGGCUACCGGAAAGCAUUGUUUGAAAAGCUGUGUGUAAAGAACAGGGUAGGGCUUGCGUUAUAUGCCGUUAAGCAUGAGAUCGUCAAGCUGUAA
Messenger RNA from Ostertagia ostertagi, 582 nucleotides. The record is from the annotation of a GenBank genome assembly. Lineage: Eukaryota; Metazoa; Nematoda; Chromadorea; Rhabditida; Trichostrongylidae.